Zingiber officinale is the source of this 1387-nucleotide messenger RNA. Its product is annotated as putative kinase-like protein TMKL1. Gene Ontology annotation, biological process: protein phosphorylation. The transcript is spliced from 2 exons. Gene Ontology annotation, molecular function: protein kinase activity; ATP binding. Lineage: Eukaryota; Viridiplantae; Streptophyta; Magnoliopsida; Zingiberales; Zingiberaceae. The record is from RefSeq and is a predicted model, not a curated record. The coding region runs from base 1 to 1068 and encodes 355 amino acids.
AUGGGGAAGCACCAUGGCCAUGGACUGCAGCUUCUCAUGGCCUUCGCCUGCGCGUUCCUGGGGCUCCUCCUCUUCUACGUCUUCUGCUUCUACUUCCGGCGGAGGGCGGCGCCGAAAGGUCGCUCCUUGGAGGACGCCGCCUCCGGAGCGGAGGCGGAGGAGGCACUUAUCAGGUUCGCCGGAGGAGAGGAUCUGACGGCGCGCGACAUCUUAGACGCGCCCGGGGAGGUGGUCGCCAAGUCGAGCCACGCUACCCUCUACCGGGCCGUCCUCCGGCGUGGCGACACCCCGGCGUUGCUCCGGUUCGUCCAGCCGGACUCCGCGGCGCGCACCGAGGACGUGCUGCCGGCGGUGCGGCGGCUCGGCGCCGUCCGCCGCCACCCGAAUCUGGUCCCCUUGACCGCCAUGUACCUCGGGCCGCGAGGAGAGAAGCUCCUUGUGCAUCCUUUUUAUGCCGCAGGAAAUCUCGCACAGUUCAUCAGAGAAGGUGUUUCAGAAGCUCACAGUUGGAUCAUCAUCUUCAAACUGUCCUGUGGCAUUGCCAGGGGCCUUGACCACCUGCACAAUGGGCACAGUAAGCCCGUCAUCCAUGGCAACCUCAAGUCGAACAAUGUCCUGCUCGAUGUCGGUCUCCAGCCCCGGCUUUCUGAUUUCAGUUUGCACACCAUCAUGAACACAGCCACAGCACAAGCAAUGCUGGAUGCAUCAGCAGCCCAGGGGUACACAGCCCCUGAGCUGAGCAAGAUCAGUGACUCGAGCCCUGCGACCGAUAUCUACAGCUUCGGGGUGGUCUUGCUCGAGAUGAUCACUCGAAAGGACCCCCUUGACAACAAGUUCUUGCAGAAGGAUCUUCAUUUGCCGUCCUCGCUUAGGAUUCUGGUUCUUGAACAUAAACUCUCUGAUGUUUUCAGCUCCAAGCUUCAGAAGGAAAGUGUGCAUCAGAAUUCUACCAAUGAGGAAGGUUUACUGAUGCUGUUUCAACUUGCAAUGGCAUGUUGUUCGCCUUCGCCUAAUCUCCGGCCCGACAUCAAAGUGGUUAUCAAGCGCCUCGAAGACAUCGGUAGAUGACUAUUCAUCAAGUAGUGAAAGCCACAGACUGAAACACUCUGAAAACAAAAACUGAUAAUGGUUAUCAGAACUGAUGUUUACCUUCUCUUGUAUCUUUCAGUUCAUUGUGUUAGUUUAGGAAAAUCGGAGACCGAUGAUUGCUUGAAACUGUACUGUGGAUUUGAAGCUUCCUGCAUGUUUCAGAAUCAGAAAACAUGUCACAACAGAUAAAGAUAUAGAUCUAGAUGCCUUAGAAAAUAUGAUAACUUUACAGGAAUCUCCUUAUGAACAGCAUGUGCUGGAGAUCUGCAUUAUUAAGAACAGUCAUGUGAUUUGGUUU